Molecule: messenger RNA, 1152 nt
Organism: Scheffersomyces stipitis CBS 6054
Lineage: Eukaryota; Fungi; Ascomycota; Pichiomycetes; Serinales; Debaryomycetaceae
Exons: 1
Coding region: 1-1152 (383 amino acids)
Source: RefSeq, a predicted model, not a curated record
AUGAUCCGAUCUUUGGGUAUAAGGACCUUUUCCUCCUCUUCCAAAUGUCUAGCAGAACUUUAUACCAGAACAACGUUGAGGCCGGUGACAUAUAAGUUAGAAGUGCCAGAAAAAUUCCAACCUCAGAGUGUUCUUGUAUUAGCUACUCCAUCGAACCUUCCACUGGUGAUCGACGAGGCCAUUUCCAUACACCAGCAGAGAGGACUUCAAGUAAUAGUAGCUGGAGUAGACAGCGUGGUGCCCAAUUCAUGUAGAAAUGGAGUUUCUGAGAUGUGGCUAAGUGAACCAGCAGCAAUCAAGAGUUCUGUCUUGUUGGAUUCUCGCGAUGACUUGAACGACAAACCCCGCGAAAGUGAUGGUAUCAGAAUUGUAGUUGCUAGAAAGAACUGGAAGAAUAUGAACUCAAACUUGCUGUUGCAAUUGAGUACGAAAGCCAAAGUAGACUUGAAGCUAGCCAAUUCUGUGUUUACCACGGAUAACUUGGUGACAUUGUUCUAUUUCCAGUCCAGCAGUCUUGCAGAACAGCUUGAAAACUCAGGCCAGACUUUAUGCGAACUUUCGCUCGAACUUCCAAAAGGAACAGUGCCAGAAAACCCAUUGUUGAAGUAUGAAGACAAAUGGACUGCUCUUUAUGAUUCACAGGAAGAGCCUUUCGUAAUCACCAACUGUGUAGGAAACCUAGUGAAACAGAUCAACAAACAACCGGCUUCUAGCUACUUGGAGAACAACAAAAGGCUCAUGGGUUUGGGCUCUAAAGAUACGGAGGUCUAUGUAAAACUAUACAAAAAGAACGAUCCCCAAACUGCAUUCAGAUAUAAGGUCGUGGCUGGAGGUGGAGGCUGGGGAGCCAAGGCUAGCAUUAUAGCUCUUUCCACGGAUGCCAAAUUGGAGAAAGGUGAUCGCAUUGAAUUCUUUAUGCUUACACCAACUGACAGAUUCACUAUGCUGGAUUCAGAAGUACCUAAAGAGGAGUUGGUAGGAAAACUUGUAUUUGAAUCUACAUAUGAAGAGCAGAGUUAUGGCUCCGAUUCUGCUGGCGAGACAGAGACUCUUGAAUAUGUUUUUGGAUCGGGCUCUGAAGGCGAGUUCAAGUUCAACGAUGUCAAACACAACUCAGCUGGUGAACGUUUGAUUAUUGAUAUAGAGAAAUAG